CACUGUGUUGGCAGAGCUGCUUCACUGACGCAAUUUCUGUGCGACGGAGACGUUGCAGGAGCCAAUCAGGAGGCAGCUGCACUCAGGCCCCGCUGUACGGUGCAGACUGGAGCUGGAGAUGGGAGAACCGCAGCGGUAGGACAAGGGCCAUGAUAUCAACAAAAUUUAAACAGUAACUAAUGGACUUGCUGUGCGCCAUGCAGGCAGCUCACGAGCAUCAGCACAUUGAUGCCGCAGAGUCAAACUAUUCAUAAAAACACGCUUUUCACCCGCAGGCAGCGCUAAGUUGUUUUUUUUUAGCUAGCGGGCUCAUGUGAGCUAACCAGGCCCAGCGACGAUCAACUCGCCAGCUAGCAUCUCAGAGUUGACUGACAUUGUUUUUGUCAGCGACGUCUGCUAGCUACACGGCUAAUGUGGUUUAGGGGACUGGGGACAAUUCAGCCUUUGUUCUGAUUCAUCCCUGUGAGAAAAACACGGAAACAAACCAGUGCGGGUGAAAUUGGCAUCGCUAGCGGCGAGAUAACCAGUCAAGCGUUAGCGCAGCCUGCUAACGGGAGCUAACCGAGUUGAGGCUCAACACAAUAAUACCAUGACAUCCAGGAGGACAGGUUAUGCUGGUAGCAUGGACUCUUCUCCGUCGGGGAGUGGCGGCAGCUCGGUGAACAGCGGAAACCGUAAACAAAGUAUCAUCAACAUCCCCAACAGGACCGGGGCAGAGUCCUGCUACGAGCGGAAAGUCGACAAGACCGGGUACGCUCCCUCCCAGGGCAACAUGACUGUAACAUCACUGAAAUCACGCCUCGCCCCCACCAUUCAGACUGCAAUGUCCGCCGCAGUCGACACGCUCCUGGGCGAGGUGGUGCUUGUGCUGAACGAGACGCAGCAGGAGUUGCUGAACAAGGAGCAGGAGAACGAGAGGCUGAAAGUGCGCCUGGAGGUGUCGGAGAGGGAGCUGAAGACUCUGCAGGAGUGCCUGUGUAGCGCUCAGAAACUCAUAGAUCAGCUGCAGAUCUCCUACACGGGCACCCAGACGAUAAGUCAGUCUGUGUUUGCCCCCUCUCUGUCCUCGAUCACCUCCAUGACCGCAGGCAUGGACCGGGACCACCAGAACCCCCGCAGUGUGAACGGAGCCGGUGUCGACUUGGGCCUCGGUGGCUCUGUGGAUGACUCCCUCCACGGUUUUGAGCCAAGAGAUGACUAUAAGAUGUGCCAACUUUCAAUCCAACCAGAUGGCUCCGUGACUAAUCACACUCUUGACUCCUUUGCAACAAACACAUCGCAUAUGUGCUCCGACUCCAGCAGACCAGAUGAGCGGCAGUCUCAGGGGCCCGGUGGAGGCUCCCGCUUUGAGAUUAAAGAGGAGCAGGGACCGGCUUCAGGCUCAGGUCAGGCCAACAGGAAAGAGCCAGGGCUGCGGAGUGACAACAGAGUGGGUGAUGGUGAGCAGUCGGGCCAUAAUGUUGGUGAGCUCGGCUACGUUCAGGUCGCUGGAGAGGACGGGGGUUCCCAGCGUUCUUUUACGUACCCUCUCCGCCACCCGAGACCCAUGCGACCGCGCUCUGGUAACUUGCCACAGGAUGGACUCGAUGGACAGAAAGCAGUGGCCAGGACUUCUGGAGGCGGGAGGGUAGACAGUGUUUCACCAGGCAGGGCGGAUGACUCUGCAGGGCCAUCAGUGUCCGACGCAGUAGGGGAGCCGUCUGGAGAUCGCCCCCACCACUGCCUGGAGUGCGGCAAGACCUUCCGCCUGAUCUCCAGCCUGAAGAAGCACAUCCGCAUCCACACCGGGGAGAAGCCCUACCCUUGCGGUGUCUGCGGCCGCCGUUUCCGCGAGUCAGGGGCCCUUAAGACUCACCUGCGCAUUCACACGGGCGAGAAGCCGUACUCUUGCUCGGAGUGCGGCAACAGUUUCCGCCAUUUGGACGGUUUGCGCAAACACCGCCGCACGCACACGGGGGAGAAACCCUACGUGUGUGCCAUCUGCGGGAAGCGCCUGAGCCGCCUGCAGCAUCUCAAACACCACCAGCUCAUCCACACCGGAGAGCGGCCCUGCUGCUGCCCCUUCUGCAAUCGCAGCUUUAAAGAGCCGGCGGCGCUGCGGAAGCAUGUCCGCACGCACCGGGAGGAAGGCGGCCACAUGGGAUUGGGCGCUGGCGACGAGACAGACCCAGACGCCAUGGACGACAUUAACAACCUUCACCCAGCCGCUCCCUCGCCUCAGAUGAGGUUUGGAGAGUGGGGAGCAGAGGAGGAUGAGAGCUCGGUUGUGGACUGUGUGUAGGUUAUGUUUAAGGGACUGUUGUCUGUUCUCAUUCGUACCGUAGAGCAUACUCCAGUUAAAAAGUGGAACAUUAAAAUGGUCUUCCUAUAGCUUCUAAACAUGGUGGAUAAGGAAGUCCUGUUCCAUCCUUUCUAGUAAGAGUCAGGCUGUGUGUAACCCUAGCCUUGGAGUGCUAUUCAAUUAUCAGGGUAGCCUGUUUUCACACUGUCACGUUUUACAUUCUUAGAUGUACAAGUAGCUUUUAAAAUAUCAAAUGUUCAACCAGUUUCAUGUUCUAUUUAAGUAUCAGCACAUAGUAUUUUCCCCUUCUUUCAUCAAAUAUCCAUAAGCAGCGGCAGUAGCUUGAAGGUUAGAGAAGCGAUCUUGGCACAGAGAAUCACCAGUUUCCCAGGGGUGACUGGGGAAAUCAGCGGAGGAAGCGAAUGAAAAGCUGUCUCCCCACCUUCAAAAAUACCCUGCAAGUGCCUUGAGCAAAGCACUCAACCCCGAAGUGACUCAGUGGUGCGGCUCUGUGGUCGAUUGUUCCAAGACUGUUUGCGCUGGACAGAUCCCAGCUGCAGCUCAGCAAGGACCAACUGUUUAGUGUCAGGACACGACAUUUCCUACAUGCACACAUUAGCUUUGGACUGAAAUUGUAAAUGUUAUUAGUUCUUGAACGACUGAGUAGGAAUGCCUUGGCUUGCAAGCUGAAUUGGCCAGAGUGAAAGACAUAGAUCCGUACUGUCCUGGAGUCAGUAGUGCCUCUGCCUCUGUCUCUGUCUCGUCUCGCCUCUCCAUGUCACUCUGCCAUCUCCAGCGGCACAAACGUGAAGUUGUCCAGUCAGGCUUGAGUUAUUUUUUCCGGUGAUUACUUUUUCAAGCAGUUAACAAGUGAGAAUGGAUGGCCAUUAUUGUAAAAGAUUGCCUGCUGAAGCAGACUAGCUCGAGAUGGGGGAACAUUUGUUAAUUCAUUCAUUUAUUAUUCAAGGAGGAUUAGAGAAGGGUGAAAAUAUAUUGGCCUCAGUAUUCACCACAGACAGUGCAUUUGCUGUAUGAUUGUCAUCUCCUUCAUUUACGGACCAUAUCUGUACCCGACAGCAUUCCUUAUUUUCCAUGCCGUCUGCUAUAUCUAGACAGCUUUUCCUUUUCUGGACUUCCAUUGUUGUGAUUGUUAUUAUUUUUUUUUUUUUAACAACCAGUUACUGUCAAUUACCGGCUGACAGACUUGGGUGCGUGCAUGUGUAUAUCUGUUACUCAUCUUGCACCUACGCCUCCGAGCAGUUACUGUAAAUAAUGUAGUUUUAGUCGACUUACCUGGUUAAAUAAGGGUUCAACUUUACGUGGAAAAGUUAGUGUGCAACGAUGUUCAAAGACUUUUUUCCCCCCCAAGUCUGUCCUUUGCAGCCAUUAGUAUGCUACUAUAUAAUGUAAAUAUUGUAUUUAAUCCUAUUCCAGUUGCUUCCUGAUAGCACGCUGUUACAACACACACAGAGCAGCUCUGAUGCGACACGAUCGACGCAUCAGGAUGAACAGCAGAGCGCGACUCAGCGUCUCUGCCUCUCAGCCUUUUGGGCCUCUGGUGUCAUAUAAACAUGUAUAGUACUAUGUUGACCACCAUGUAAUUAUACUAUGUACAUUUACAAGUGUAAGUCAUUUUUAAAUUACAUUCAGAGUAUUAAAUAUCUGUCACUGUAAACCUGGAAGAUGUUUUGCCAAGGUCGUCUUUACCCCCGAUAUCAUAUUUGUUGUUUUUUUGUACCACAUCCUGGGGGCCUUUGCAUGUUGAGUUGAACUGAAAUACUCAUACUUCCUUCAGGCUGAGAAGUUGGUGUAAAAUGUGAAAUGUAUGAUUUUUUUUUAUGCUUCUGUGUUUAAUAUUUUGUUUCCCAUCUCAUACAUACUGUUACCUAAAUGUUACUAUAUUAAAGGGCCUUUGUUUGUA
Myripristis murdjan (pinecone soldierfish) is the source of this 4202-nucleotide messenger RNA. Its product is annotated as zinc finger protein 16. The transcript is spliced from 2 exons. Lineage: Eukaryota; Metazoa; Chordata; Actinopteri; Holocentriformes; Holocentridae. Gene Ontology annotation, cellular component: chromatin; transcription regulator complex; PcG protein complex. The record is from RefSeq and is a predicted model, not a curated record. Bases 590 to 2281 code for a protein of 563 amino acids. Gene Ontology annotation, molecular function: RNA polymerase II cis-regulatory region sequence-specific DNA binding; DNA-binding transcription factor activity, RNA polymerase II-specific. Gene Ontology annotation, biological process: regulation of transcription by RNA polymerase II.